CGAUAUACCUUUACCAUCUGGUUUCAAUGGUUUUGAUAUCUAAAGUCCUUCUUUCGCCGCAAUACCUCCCAAAAAAGCGAUAUAACUUCCAGCUCGACCAAUAACUUCGCGAACACGAAAUAUUUUCAAGAUGACGAGGCCUCGGAUUGUGCGGGCUGAUACCAUGGACCUCCAGGGCCAACAUGCCCCUUCUGCCAAGGACCAUACCAGGCAGCCCGCGAACCCCACGGGCAUUGCCCCCCACCAGGAACAAGCGCUUCGCCAGGCCGACCAGGAGACCAAAGCUGAAAUCAUGCAUGGUCCCAGCGCCAACGACGCAAACUCCAGUGACGACCGCGCCGACGGAAUCGAUAUCUACGAUGACGAUGAUGACGACGAGAUUGAGGAUAUAGAUCAUCACGGAGAUCUCACCGGAGAACAUGAAGAGGGCGAUCUGGCUGAUGGAGAAAGCGAUGAUAUGCUAGAUGACGACAUGAUGGACAAGAUUUCGAGCUCGCCAUCGAUUGACGACGAGGACAUCGACUUUGAAUUCGUCUACGCGCUUCACAACUUCUAUGCAACCGUGGACGGACAGGCCAACGCCUCCAAGGGCGACACCAUGGUGCUGUUGGAUGACAGCAACAGCUACUGGUGGCUCGUUCGGAUUGUCAAAGAUGGCAGUAUUGGGUAUCUGCCCGCGGAGCAUAUUGAAACUCCGACCGAGCGAUUGGCUAGAUUGAACAAGCACCGGAACGUGGAUCUCUCUGCAACCAUGCUAGGAGACAAUUCAGAGAAAUCCAAGAACCCGCUGAUGAGAGCGGUGCGCCGCCGAACCACCAAGAACGUCCAAUUUGCUCCUCCUACGUAUAUUGAAGCGUCCGACAUUGAGUACUCUAGCGACGAAGAUCUGGACGACGCGGCGUCUUUCGACGAGGAGGAUGGUACGCGCGCGGAGGCGGAUGAUGCGCACGAUGGCCAAAACGAUGAUAUUGUUGUUCAGCCAUUGAGGACCAAAGCGCAACGCGAAAAAGGAGGUGAAGAAGUUGGCAUUGAUGAAACCGAGGAGUCGGCCGGUAGCAGUCCGGUCAAGCAACGUUCUAGCCAGGAGCUAUUUGAGCCUGAACCCGAUAACAAUGUGAGCCGAUCGCGAAACGGCACCGUACGCAACACCGAUUCCUUCUUCAGAGACGAUACCGUGGAGACUAAAAAGAUCUCCCUGACACCCAAUCUUCUUCGAGACGAGGUCGGCAGUGGGACGCUCUCCAGCGACGCGAGUGAAAGUCGCGGUAGCAUGGAGAACAUCGACAAGACACUCAGUGCGAUUGACAAAAGCAAGGAGGACAAAAAGCGCAGAGACAAGAAGUCGGGAAUGCUCAGUGGUCUUUUCAAAAGGAAAGAUAAGAAGACUAAAUCCCACGAGGAUGAUCCAGACGAAGCAGAGAAGAACUCGAAUGAGUUCUCCCGGUCUUCACCCCAGCCGAAAACGUCUCUGGAAUCGGUGCCCUCUCCUGUUUCACCUGAGGCUCGAUCCCCCAAGCAGUUGGUGGGGCAGAGACAGACCACCAAGCUACAGAAACAACCUCCGGUGGCACUCUCUCCGACGAAGCAGGAAUUUCCUCGGGAACAGGAGCCUGCUGGUAUCGAUAGAAGCAUCAAGUCCGCGAUGAGCAGCAAGACGGACCAGACAAUUCGACAGGUCACGUCUGAAGAGGCGGACGAUAUUCCCUCGUCACCCCCAUUGGGACCCUUUGAUGAUAGCCAGGAGGCCAUUGAAUCUACAGCUCGUGUACCGAGCCCUGCGAAGAAGAUGGCACCUUCUCAACCUGAACCCCAGAAUCAAACAACAUCACCAGUCGAGUCGCAUGGCGACUGGCAAGACGCGUCUGAGGGUGUCUACUAUCCGCAGCAGCGUUCAGUGGCAUCGCCACCGCAGAGGUUUGAACCUAGACAGCUGGAAUAUCAAAGCCAGCGAUUCGAAUCUCCUGGCCGUGAAUCGAUGGAGGAGCCCCCGGUCUCGCCUCUCGCGCCCGGGUCCGGGACGGAUUUCUCCAACCCGGCGCGACACUCCAUUGUCUCGGUUUCGCCGCCUAUGUCUCCUGUUACGAGCCAUCGCGACAGCAGAGGCAUUGACGCUCGCUCCUCAUUCAGUGUCGCAUCUGCGCCUACUCCUACGUGGAGCGAUGCGAGCUUGCGGUCCUACCUGGAUGACGACAAUGACAUCCGCGAUUUGUUCAUCAUUGUACACGACAACUCGAACAUCCCGCCUGCUGGCCCUGAUCACCCGAUCACUGGUUGCCUUUUCAAGGAAGAGAGCAAGAGACUGAGAGAGAUGAACAGCCAGCUGGAUUCCAUGCUGGCUGAAUGGGUUGGUCGCAGAGUACGGGAGUCGACCAGUAAGUAGAGCCGAUACCUGGUUCAGGCUUGAUGCCUCG
This is a messenger RNA of Aspergillus saccharolyticus JOP 1030-1, 2411 nucleotides long. RefSeq lists its product as uncharacterized. The record is from RefSeq and is a predicted model, not a curated record. Gene Ontology annotation, molecular function: protein binding. Gene Ontology annotation, cellular component: microtubule cytoskeleton; cell tip. The transcript is spliced from 7 exons. The coding region runs from base 131 to 2380 and encodes 749 amino acids. NCBI's taxonomy places the organism in Eukaryota, Fungi, Ascomycota, Eurotiomycetes, Eurotiales, Aspergillaceae. Gene Ontology annotation, biological process: establishment or maintenance of actin cytoskeleton polarity.